Messenger RNA from Pediculus humanus corporis (human body louse), 5199 nucleotides. RefSeq names its product collagen alpha-1 precursor, putative. The coding region runs from base 1 to 5199 and encodes 1732 amino acids. The transcript is spliced from 21 exons. The record is from RefSeq and is a predicted model, not a curated record. Lineage: Eukaryota; Metazoa; Arthropoda; Insecta; Psocodea; Pediculidae.
AUGGAGUUUACCAGAUCUCUGGUUACGAGUAAAAAAGUCGUUACUUCGAUAAAACCGCCCCAAGUGCAAAGCAGCGAUGAAAAAAACGAAGAAUACGACGAAGAAGAAAAUGAAAAUAAUGAAUCCGAUGAUAAAAGCGAAGAAAAUUCUUCGGUUAAAAAAGAAAGUGAAAAUGAAGAAGAAGAAGAAGAGGAGGAAAACAGAAAAAAUGAAGAGGAAAAACAAAUUCCGGUUUUAUUCUCGUCUAGUACCACGGAAAAAAAUGAUGAUGGAUUUGAUUUGGUAGAAACAACGACAGAAAUAAUAAACGAAACCCCGAAUGUUUCAUUAGAAGAAAAUUCAAUUGAAAAUAGAAAAACGGAUGACGAAGAAGACGAAGAAGAAAAUAAAAGUGAUAAUUUUUCAAAUUACGAUUCGGAAAAUGAAACAUCCGAAGACGUCACAAGUGACACCGAAAGUCAAAAAAGUAUAAAAAAAGAUUUGUCGUUGAGCGAAAAAACUUUUUCCAAAACAACCGAAUCCAUUUUGGAAGGAAUCACAUCUGCGAAAAGCAAUACCUGGGAUUAUAAAACGACCGUGACACCAGAAAACACAUUCGUGACAACGAUAUCAGAAAAUUUUAUUGAAAAAUUUGACACAGAGUCACCGUCUAAAAAUUUUUCAUCGCAAACGGAACAAACGCAUUCUUACAAAAAACAAGAAACCGUCCAUUCAUUAUACGAAAACAACAACAACUCGUUAUCGAUAACAAGCAAAGAAUCGGUCAACAGUUUAGAAACCGUCGAAUCUUCCUCUGAAAUCAAUCAACAAUCGAAAAAUGAAAUAAAUGAAAAAGUAACCGUCGAAGUGAAACCUGUUCAACAUGUGAAUUACACGGUGAAUAUUGUCGAACGGUUAGGCAACGCUGGAGAAAAUGGUACGAUGCCUUUUUUCAGAAAGAGAUUCGGGUUGAGAAACGGUUUCAGAAGGAGGAAUCGGUUCAGAAACAAACAAAAAUUAGACAAGACUUCAAAUGGUGAUUCGAACCUUCAAAACAACGUGACGGUACAAGAAAUCGAAAAAAAUUAUCCGGCGGUUAAAAUCGAAACAAACACUUUAACCGAAAUACAGACAUCGAAUCAAAUAAUCCCCCAAGAAACCAUGAAUGUCACACAUUCGGAUCCGGAACACAAAACAUUGGAAAAUCGAACCGUUUAUUCUUACACUUGGAACAGAACAGAAAAUUCUAGUAACGAAUCAGACGAAGAUUUAACCGUUAAAAACGUUUAUUACAUAAAUAACGAUACGGAGAGUUAUGAUAACGUUUGGAAUUGGAAUUUUACAAGCAACAACGCCAACGAAAUAAAAGAAUUAAGAAUAUUGGAAGAAAGAAGACGAACGGAAGCGGAAACCGAAUAUAAAAGAAUACAAAAUGAACUUUUACUUUUGCAAGAAAGACGAAGAUUGCAAGUCGAAUCCGAAGAUCGUAUCGUGGAAAUAGAAAACAGAUUAUUAGAAGAACGAAGGAGAGCCGAAAUACGUUUGGAAGAAGUCCGAAGACGUGAAGAUAAGCUAAGAAUUUUGGAAGAGCGUCGGAGAGCCGAAAUAGAAGUUGAAGAAGCGAGGAAAAAAGAAAACGAAUUGAGAAUUUUGGAAGAAAGAAGGAGGAUAGAAGCGGAAGAAGAAGAAAUCCGGCGAAAAAAUUUAGAAUUGAGACUUUUGGAAGAACGUCGAAGAGCUGAAGCCGCAGUUGAAGAAGCGAAAAGAAAAGAAGCAGAACUUAGAAUAUUGGAAGAAAGAAGAAGAAUCGAUUUUGAAAUUGAAGAAACGAGGCGAAAAGAAAACGAACAAAGACUUUUAGAAGAAAGGAAAAGAAUCGAAGCGGAAGAAGAAGAGAGAAGGCAAACGGAAAUUCGAAUAAGAGAAGAACAAUUGAGAAUUAUCGAAGAAUCUCGUAAAAAACAAGCUCAAGAAGAAGAAGAAGCUCUAAGAAAAGCAACCGAAUCGCGAUUUUCCGAAGAAAGAAGAAGGUUAGAAAUAGAAAAUGAAAAUCGUAGAAGAGAAAACGAACUCAGACUUUUGGAAGAACGAAGACGAAUAGAAUUAGAAAGUGAAAAUCGGAGAAGGGAAAACGAACUUAGACUUUUGGAAGAACGGAGACGAAUUGAAGAACAAGAAAAAAUCGCGAGAGAAGAAGCGGAAUUAAGACUUCGCGAAGAAAGACGACGACUCGAAGCCAUUAACGAAAGCAUCAUUCAAGAAAAAAGACUUUUAGAAGAAGAAGAAGAAAGAAAAAGAAAAGAAUACAGGUUAAAACAAGAAGAAGAAGAAAGAAGACUCGCUCAAGAAAUUGAAGAAACGCAAAAAAGAGAACACGAAUUGAGACUUUUAGAAGAGAAACGUCGUCUUUUAGAAGAAGAAAGUAAAAAAAAUUUAGAAAUGGAAAACGUUAGCAUAAAUAAAAAGAAUAAAAACGGAAACGAAACAAAAAUUGAAAAGAAAACAGCGGAAGAUGAUAAAAUAACAAAAGAAAAGAAAAAACAAACGAAUAAAAUGGAUAAAACGAAAAGUAAAAAACUUCCAGACGCCAACAUAAGAUUCGAAAUCGGGACAACGGAUGAACUUGGAGCUAUAAAUGGUUCGGCUGGACUCCAGGAAUCUGAAAGAGGAAAAUUUGGAGAAGAUAAUCGAAAACUCGAUGAACGAGUUGGUUCGACUCUCGAUUACGAGGAUUACAACGUGAUUUACGGUGAAAGUGGCAGAAGACCGAUAGAAGGAGAAGAAGAACUCGGAGAUCCCUGCGGUGAUUACAAACCUGGAGAAGAUGAUUUACAAGCUUAUGAUUUUAUAAGAAAAUUUAAAUUAGAUUUACUGGAAACUAAAUAUCCUGGAGUUAGCAGAGUUCGAGGAUCGAAUAAAAUGCAAACGGCUUACAGAUUAGAAAAAGAAGCAGAUUUGAAACUUUCUACAAGGACGAUAUUUCCAUUAGGUUUACCAAAUCAAUUCUCAUUUAUAACAACGUUCAGAACGAAAAAAUUAGCAAAAAGUCCCUGGAAUAUAAUAAGAUUAACGGAUGUACAAAAUCGUCCGCAAUUUAUGGUCACGUUAAAUCCGAGAAGGGAAACGGUUGAAUUUUCAAUGACUAAUUACGAAGGACUUUUGGAAACUGUUGCCCUUCAAAAAUCCGAGAUAUUUGAUAAAAAUUGGCACAAGCUUCAUAUUUCACUCAACAGACAACAAUUGACCAUGUACCUAGAUUGCGAAGAAUCAAGUACCGAACUUCUUGAACCCAGAGGUGCCAUUGACAUGAACGGUGAUAUAUCAAUAUCGAAAGUUAUGAACAGUCAACAAACGUUUCCGAUUGAUUUGCAAUGGAUGGUAUUAAGUUGUGAUCCAACAAGACCGGAAAGAGAAAAUUGUGACGAACUACCGACUAGAAAAGACUUUAAACAAUUGGUUGGAAAUUGCGAACAAGUUUGUCCACCUGGACCAAGAGGAUUUAACGGCACAAGAGGACCUCCAGGUCCGAUUGGACCGAUCGGACCUAUCGGCGAACCUGGUUUUCCCGGAUUCCCCGGUAAAGAAGGACCACCAGGAAAAGUGGGAUCUCCAGGACCUAGAGGAUUACAGGGUCCUCCAGGUUUAGAUGGAAUGCCUGGACCUCCGGGACCACAAGGACCUAUCGGGCCUCCAGGUCCUCCUCCAGACAUGAGUAUUUUAGCAGAAAGCAGGUUGCUUCCACAAGGUGAAAAGGGAGAAAAAGGAGAGCAGGGACCACCGGGACCACCAGGACGAACCUUUGGAGUCGGAACACGUUUAGGGUUGGAAAGUACAGAGAGUAGAAUUGGGGUUCCAGGGCAAAAAGGAGAAAAAGGUGAACGCGGUUAUGAUGGACAACCUGGUACCGAAGGACCGACAGGACCUGCUGGUUCCCCCGGUUUUCCAGGAGAAGCAGGACCACCAGGGCCGAUUGGUUUGACUGGUCCUCAGGGACCAAGAGGAGAACCCGGACCGCCCGGUCUUAGUUUCACAGGAUUAGGAGAUGGACAACCGGGAAUACCUGGCGCGCCAGGUGAAAAAGGAGAAAAGGGAGAACCUGGAAUAUCUCUUCCAGGACUUCCAGGGCCACCAGGAAGCGAAGGUUUGCAAGGAUUCGAGGGAGAAAAGGGAUUACCAGGGCAAAAAGGAGAACCUGGUGAGAGAGGACCGGAAGGCCCAGCAGGUCUACCAGGAAGACCAGGAAAUAAUGGAUUAUAUGGAGCUCCAGGACCUAAAGGAGAUAGAGGAGAACCAGGUUUACCCGGAUCGGAUGGAAAAAGAGGGCCCACUGGUCUUACAGGUCCACCUGGAGCGGUUGGAUCUCCAGGUUUACCAGGAUUUAUCGGUCCUCCAGGACCCCCAGGUCCACCCGGUCCUCCCGGACAACCAGGACUUCCCGGAGAAACAACAUCUACGAAUCCUGGGUACACGAUCAUAGACGGCAACGGUGCGCCCGGAGUAGCAGGACCAAGAGGUCCUCCUGGAAUGCCAGGAACGCCAGGUGAAAGAGGAGCAGCGGGAGAAAGAGGACCUGAAGGAAUAGCUGGUGUGCCAGGGAUACCCGGUAAAGAAGGGCCUCCCGGAUUGACCGGACCACCAGGACCUAGAGGACAACCAGGUAUGCCAGGGCCUCAAGGAGCACCGGGAAGAAGUUUCAGUGAAGCAGAAGUCAGAGAAAUUUGUGCAAGUGUACUAAGAGACCAAUUGACAGAAUUGACAGCUACCCUUCAAGGACCUCCUGGACCUCCAGGAAAAAGCAGGCAGGGUCGUCCGGGACCCCCAGGACCGCAAGGUCCACAAGGGGAAUCAGGAAGAGUAGGGUUACCAGGAGAAAGAGGAUUCCCAGGAUUACCUGGUCAUCCAGGACCUCCUGGUCAACCAGGACCUCAAGGAGAAAGAGGUGACAAAGGAGAUAGAGGACCUGAAGGAAUCGGAACAGAUGGUCCUAUGGGUCUUAGAGGCCCACCAGGACCACCGGGAAACGAUGGUGUUGGUGUACCAGGAAGACAAGGAGACAGAGGAGAACCUGGAAGACCUGGAAAACCAGGAGCUGUAGGACCACCUGGUCCAACAGGAGCCUGCGAUUGCAAUGGAGUAGGAAAUUAUGUCCAAAUGAUAGCAGCUGCUAAUGCUCAGAGAGCUCAGGGCAACAGAAAAGGACCACCUGGAACUUCAAAUUAA